This is a messenger RNA of Seminavis robusta, 637 nucleotides long. The record is from the annotation of a GenBank genome assembly. Lineage: Eukaryota; Bacillariophyta; Bacillariophyceae; Naviculales; Naviculaceae.
AUGAUGCAGCGUAUGAGUGCCAUGGGGAGGAUGGGACUUCACGUACUCCAACGACGAGCAUUUAACCAUGAGAAGCACUUUGUCCAUAGCAAGUACUGGAAGUACAUCAACUUUGUGGGAAAUGUUGAUACAGGUUACCAGGAUGCCAAGGCUAUGCUAGAACACUUAGGCGAGGGAUUGUGGCAACAGUUUGGGGUGUCUGGAUGGGCUGACACUCCCGAGGAGGCCAAGACAUUUCUUGACUCCGUUUUGAAAACAUCUGGCUUCAUCAAGGAUGAGCUCAACACCAAAAUGAAAGUCUCAAAAGUCAUCACCAAUCCUGACAUGGAAGUUUUAUACAACAGACUACAACAGUCCAUGGUUCAACCUGACAAAGAAGGUGCUUUUCUCCUCCAGUGGCAGUACUUUUUUCCAGGAGGCACAAACGCUGAGAGAGAAAAUGGACGUGAUACGGCAGGAAACGAGCAAGAAGGCCAAUGCUCGGGAGUGGUAGCUUUCCCAAUCCUCCGUGAGUGAUGGUAAGACAGUUUGUAAUGCUCAGAGGGUUACGGAGACGAAAAUACCGACAUAUCCCACAUGUCACUAGCUAGAUAGGAUGUAGCAUCUAGCAUCUACAUAAAAUAGCUCAUAAUACUGC